This is a messenger RNA of Planococcus citri (citrus mealybug), 3691 nucleotides long. RefSeq names its product zinc finger and BTB domain-containing protein 41-like. The record is from RefSeq and is a predicted model, not a curated record. Gene Ontology annotation, biological process: regulation of transcription by RNA polymerase II. The transcript is spliced from 8 exons. NCBI's taxonomy places the organism in Eukaryota, Metazoa, Arthropoda, Insecta, Hemiptera, Pseudococcidae. Gene Ontology annotation, cellular component: nucleus; chromosome. Gene Ontology annotation, molecular function: chromatin insulator sequence binding; zinc ion binding. Bases 2291 to 3460 code for a protein of 389 amino acids.
AUCUAGCCCAAUGCAUGAGCCUCCAACUAUAAAUGUAUAUCGUUCAAAUAUUGGCAGAUGGUAUGUACUAUGUAGUACACAAAGAUAUAAAAUGUGCUCGAAUCGAAUUUGUUUUAGAUCGUAUGAUGACUCAUAAAUUUAUGGCGCUACGUACUGCGUAAUACUUUUGAAGUUGUCUGUAAUCUGUACUUUACAUUCUUUCAUCGUCACUAUUGUCAGUAUAAAUGUACAUAUCGGUACUUACUACAUUGUACAAGUGAUCUACUAUUCGUGUGUGUAUUUUUAAAAUUAUCUACUCUUAUAGAGGUAGCCGGUAUUUUCGAAAAUGGUGAAUAUUAGAGAACACAUACUAGAAAUCCAAACUUUAAUUUUUCUAUGCAGCAUUGCGAUAAUCGAUUUCUUAGAAAUAUUAACUUACAAAUUCCACAUUUUUGAAGUUGAAAUUGGUUUUUGGAACAUAAUGGCAAUGGGUUUUUAUAUGAUAUGGAAUUUCUGCGGGACGAUGAGUUGUGCUUUAGGAUUAGCUGGAAUGGAAGAUGAGACCAAGAUUGAUUUCGUGAGAAAAUUUUCCAUUCCGUAUUUUUGGUGCUCUGCAGCUUGUAAAGGAAUAUUCGCUUUGUUGCUAAUAGUACUGCCCUGCGAUAAUGAAUUCUAUUUGACGGCCAUUUAUGCAUCAGGCGAACCAAUUCUGUUGAUUUUAUUUGGAAAAUCCAAUCUAUUCGCACUGCAACCGAAUAUUUUAUCUCACCUGUUCAUGAUGGUUUUUCUGAUAUAUGUGGCAUUUAUUGUUCGGCGAUACUACAUUUCGGAAGUAAAGAAAAUACAAGCAAGGAUGCAAGCAAGGAACCAGGAGGUGUAACUUUCGAGAACAUUAUGAAAUUUCAGAAUCAGAAUACUUAUGAUCGAUGCGAUACAUGUGUAUUGUAGGAUGACAUCCGUAAUAGGUAGGUAUAGCUAGGUAUACUUAUACAAUGAUAAACAUAGAGUUUGAUUGAUGAAAUUCUGAAGAAUGCUUGUAAAAUGUCGUAUAUAACAUAGAAGAAAAUCUGCAAGAGAAAAGUGAGAAAAAUGUGGAUGUACCUACUUAAUAAUUUUGGCUGUGUUUUGAACGAUUGUACCUACUCGUAUUAUAUUUUUUAUCUGUACAAACUACAAAUACCAUACCGAGGCUAGGUAUCUAAAUAUUAAAUAAAAUAAAUUAAGUCGUAAUCUGUGAUUUUUUUUUGGAAGUAAAAUAAUGAAUGAAGAUUGCUUUUUAUUCACGAUUAAAGUGAGAAAAGGGGAAACUACCUAUCUUUUAAGUAAGUUCGGCUCAUUAGUACCUAUCAGGUUUACCUAUUGCAAGAAUUGUGUAUUUUAUUUUAGUCAGUAAUUUCAUUUCGACAAGUUUUAUUAUUUUUAAGGUGAGCUGUGAGGUGAAAUUAGAAAUUUCUCGUUUGAUCUUUCAGAUGAGAAAGGAGAUCUCCUUUCUCAUCUAAAAGAUCACAGUUUCCAUCGGUGGAAAGGAAAGCUCAAGUAACAAAAUUUUUGAAUAAGUAUCUAUUGAAAAAUGUUCUCUAAAAAUAAUCCAAAAAUGUAAUAUAGGUAGGUACGUAGCAUGUACAUAUAUGUAUCUAUACUGAUGAAAACUUUUAUUGAUUCCUCUCAAAAAGUUGCAAAACUAAAAUUAUGACUGAAACCGAAAAUCAAAAAAAUAAAAUUUAAAAAUGAAAGCUCACACAGAGACUUUUUUAAUCUUACAAGGCCUACUACCUAUUCCUUUUUUUUAUUUUAUUUUUUUUAUCGUUGUUGGUUAUCCAUUUUACUAAUUUUCUUUCAUGAGUUCAAAUUAUGUACUUGUUUUUUAUUUAAUAUUUACCAAUUUACCAAAACUAUACGUACUUACAUUGUAGGUACCAAAGAUGAUUUUCUUUCUCAUUUUUGUAUAUUUGUCAAAAUUUCAAAAAGAAAGCAUAACAUAAAGUGAUAUAAUUUUAUUAAAAUAUUAGUUUCAAUUAAGCAAAGCUUGCAAAAAAUAUCGACACAACUCGUUAAAAAUUAAUUUAAAAAUUAAAACACUUGAAAAAUACUAUAAAAUUUGAGCAAAGCCACGCAAAAAAAAAUGAACAUACAUUUCUAACGUGUUCAAAAUGGUAGCACUGACUCGAACUGGUUUGGUUUGACGUGAUUUAGAUAAACAAAACAUAAAUGAUAGAAUUGAUAGAGAUCGAAAAUCUUUGAAGUUUGAAUUAUUACGAUUAAAAAAUUUACUUCAGUUCAUUUUUAAUGAAAGUUACCCCAAUUUUUCAAAAUGCACAACGAACAUUGUCGUUUAUGUGGCAAUCAGAACAACGAAAUGUUUGAUAUUUUCAGCGAAACCGGUUCAAAUAAACAGCUCGAGUCGAAAAUUAAAGAAAUCGUUCGUUUGAAUAUUUUGCUGGAAGAUCCUUUACCGAAAACUGUGUGUGUUUCGUGCAUUAACCACUUAGAAAACUCUUCAAAUUUUAUAGAUCAAUGUCACCAAACUCAAACUUAUUUAAGUCAAUUGUAUGAAGAAAUCAUACUGCCGACUCCGACCCAAAAUUCUUUCCGAGCGCCGAAUCAUGCAGAGAAAAUCAGGGUUGUAUUGAAUGAUCGAGCUGAUAUUGAGAUAAAUAUCACCAAAUUGAGAUCUAUCCUAACUUGCAAAUUAGAAACUAAUCAAACGAAUUUAGAUAACGAUUCUAUUGAAAACAACUCGAGUCAGAUUAUUUCAGCGCAACCUGAUGAUAACGAUACUCAUCAGAAUUCCACCGAAGUACUGGAAAAUUCAAACGCUGUUCGAGGCGAUUCCAAUGCAAAUCCAUCUACUUCAAUCAGCAAACCUAAUGGCAAUACAUCCGAUAAAAAAAAUGCAAUCCCGGUUGAAAAAACCAGCGAUGAAAAUUUGGAUAAUGCUCCAUCCAACGAUACGUGUUCUUCCACCAAUGAUUCUCAAGAGACUAUUCCUCUCGCAAACACACAAAAUACAACGAGUAAUCGUAGCAGGUUGAAAAGAAAAUGUACCAUGCGAACGACACCGAUAAAUGACCAUUCUGAUUCUAGUGAUGGAGAAAACCGUGAACCAGACGAACAUAGUGAUUACAGCGAUGAUUUGAACGAUAAGAGUAGUAGAAAAAAACCCAAACUUCAAACUGAACUUUGUACAUUUACAUGCAAACUGUGCACAUCUUCGUUCAAAGCUAGAAAACACCUCGAUGAACAUUUAAAGACAGCUCAUACCCGUAAUGAAUUCAAAUGUUCAAUUUGCAGUCAUGUAGCUAAAAACCAAAAGGGAAUAACGCAACACAUGAAGACAGUCCACACUAAACCAUUUGCUUGUGCUAUAUGCGGCUACAAAACCGGUGACAAAUCACAAAUUCGACGACAUAUUACAAGCCAACAUACUCCAGCAUCGUGGACAUCGAAGAAAAAUCCUGAAGUGAGCAAAUCAAAGAAUUGAAGACGUCAUAACAAAAAGGGGAAAACAAUGAUAAAGAUUUCUUUUGCGCAACCUGCAAGAAAACAUUUUCCCAAGAGUUGACUUACCAAGAGCAUUUAAACAUUCAUUCUGGAAAACGCCCAUUUUCAUGCAAACUAUGCACUGCUUCGUUCAGUGCUAGACAACGGCUCAAUGUACAUUUACGACAAAUUCACUCGGAUAAGCAAUUCAAAUGCCCAACUUGUAAUUAUG